GAUCAGGAUUUACAUUAUUAUGACUGUCCUCUCAGCCAGGCCAUGCAGACCAUACCGUGAUUAUGGUUUACAUCUCUGAUGUUAACUUUUUGGGUUUUUUUUCAGGAGUUAAUAAUUGUAAACUCUUCCCCCUCACCCCUCCUUUAGUUUGCAAUGUAACUAUUACAGUUAGUUCCCUUGUUCAGAUUAUACAGCUCUUCUCAGUACCAUCAAACUAUUAGAUAAUGACUCUGGUUGUUGAUCUUUUACCUAGCUCUCCUGCAAACCCUCAACCUUCUGGUCCCAUCUGGACUGGUUACCCAGCAGGCUGCUUGGAUAGCUAUCAUCCUGGGAUUCCCCAUCACCAUCAUUCCGGGAAUUCCCUCCAUUUCUUUUUUCUAUUGGAUUCCUUGUGCUCUGAAUUCCAUGCUUGCUUUAUCCUCAGUUUAUUUCUUGUUUUGUUGGCAUUGAGAGCAACUUCUGAGAUCUAACAUGGGCAGGAAAAUUUGAGGUUAUUGCUUUUGUGGGGAGGACAUUCUCUGUUCUUCUCUUUCCACUGCCCAUAUAAAGUGCUGUCACAAGUCUCUGCGUGUAGAAAGUAUUAGCUGCCUCUGCGUGCCUGGCUGCUUUAGUUCAACUAAGUAGAACACAACUAAGAAGAAACAGCCUUUGCUCCUAUGGCAUUGCCAGUAAAUCUUUUUUUGUCCUCGGAAUGUCUUUGGUGACUGGGUAAUCAAUGACUGUUAAGAGCCAGUUCUUCUUAAAGUUCAUGUAUCAAUUUGACUAAAUGCUGACCUGCUUGCCCUGGUCCUUCACUUGGCAAGCAGAGACAUAAGCAAAGUGUGAGACAUAACAGCAAGCCUGCUCCUGGGCUGAAAGUUGUUCACCCAGCAGUAAUUUACUGAGUACUUGUUGGCCACAGGGCUCUGGGUGGGGUGAGAGAGGACUUCUAAGUAAGAUUGUCCUUCUGAAGCAGGUGCCCAUCUUAGAGGGAUGCUGCAGGAACUGUGGUGAGCACCAUACAAGGCAUUAGGGAACAUAGAAGUAGAAGCAACUGAUUGUAUUGGUGCAUUCAAGAAAGUUCUAUGAUGACAUUGAAGAUGGUCAGAAUAUUCUAGUCAAAGGCAUAAAGCACACUCAAACAUGACAAGUCUAGAGAAAGUGAAAGAAAGGGCUUUCCCAUUGUUUUGGUGUCUACUGUGUUACUAUGGUUUUAUGUCUCAUUUAAUCCUUAUACCAGCACCCUUUGGGGGCAGGUGCUGUUGCCCCCAUUUUAUAGAUAAGAAAAUUGAAGUUUAUAGAAGUCAAACCAUCUGCCCAAGUUGAUGAAGAGGUAGAGAUGAGGUUUAAACAGAAGACUGAAUAAUUGCAGAACUCUCAUCCUCUCAGGCCAAAAUACCUUUUGGGAAAAAAUUUCAAGUAAUGUCCAAGCUCAUAAUAAAGGGUGAAUGGAACAUUCUUUGAUUGACUUAAGCCAAGGAUGUUGAGCAUCCUGAAGUUACUGGCCUGCUAGCACAAGACUCGGGUUAUAACAUAUAUAUUACCCAGUAAGUCCUUUUGCUCUAAUUGCAGCUUUUCGUUUAUUUGCAUUGCUCUUCUGUGGAUCUAUCCCAGGAGUUUUGCUUUUUGUCUCAUUUUAGGUCAUCCUUCCCUUUCUGUGCCUGGUUGCUGUAGAUUGCCAGUACAACUAAGAAGCAGCCUUCUUUGUUUCAAUAUUCUCUGUCCAGUGGAGUCUUUGGUCCAGUGGAGUCCCAUUCUGGAUUUCUGAAUGCACCCACUGGGCCUGUGUAAUAACAAUGACGAAGAGGACUUGUAUGAAUAUGGCUGGGUAGGAGUGGUGAAGCUGGAACAGCCAGAAUUGGACCCGAAGCCAUGCCUUACUGUCCUGGGCAAGGCCAAGCGAGCAGUGCAGCGGGGAGCCACUGCAGUCAUCUUUGAUGUGUCUGAAAACCCAGAAGCUAUCGACCAGCUAAACCAAGGCUCAGAAGACCCACUCAAGAGGCCAGUGGUAUAUGUGAAGGGCGCAGAUGCCAUCAAACUGAUGAAUAUCGUCAACAAGCAGAAAGUGGCCCGAGCAAGGAUUCAGCACCGCCCUCCCCGACAACCCACUGAAUACUUUGACAUGGGGAUUUUCCUGGCUUUCUUUGUCGUGGUCUCCUUGGUGUGCCUCAUCCUCCUUGUCAAAAUCAAGCUGAAGCAACGACGCAGUCAGAAUUCCAUGAACAGACUGGCCGUGCAGGCUCUAGAGAAGAUGGAAACCAGAAAGUUCAACUCCAAGAGCAAGGGGCGCCGGGACGGGAGCUGUGGAGCCCUGGAUACACUCAGUAGCAGCUCCACAUCCGACUGUGCCAUCUGCCUUGAGAAGUACAUCGACGGAGAGGAGCUUCGGGUUAUCCCCUGUACUCACCGCUUUCAUAGGAAGUGCGUGGAUCCUUGGCUUCUGCAGCACCACACCUGCCCCCACUGUCGCCACAACAUCAUAGAGCAAAAGGGAAACCCAAGCACCGUUUGUGUGGAGACCGGCAACCUGGCACGUGGCCGGCAGCAGAGAGUGAUUUUGCCGGUACACUACCCUGGCCGCGUGCACAGGACCAAUGCUAUCCCAGCCUACCCAACGAGAACAAGCAUGGAUUCCCAUGGUAACCCUGUCACGCUGCUGACUGUGGACCAUCAUGGGGAGCAGAGCCUCUAUUCGCCUCAGACCCCCGCGUACAUCCGCGGCUACCCACCCCUCCACCUGGACCACACCUUGGCCCCUCACCGCUGUGGUCUGGAGCACCGGGCCUACUCACCAGCCCACCCCUUCCGCAGGCCCAAGUUCAGUGGCCGCAACUUCUCCAAGGCAGCUUGCUUCUCCCAGUACGAGACCAUGUACCAACACUACUACUUCCAGGGCCUCAGCUACCCCGAGCAGGAGAGUCCAGCCCCACCCAGCCUUGCUCCCAGGGGCCAGUCCCGUGCCUUUCCCCCAAAUGGCAGCGGUAGCCUGCUCUUCCCCACCAUGGUGCACAUGGCCCCACCCUCCCACCUGGAGAGUGGCAGCACAUCCAGCUUCAGCUGCUACCAUGGCCAUCGCUCUGUGUGCAGUGGCUACCUGGCUGACUGCCCAGGCAGUGACAGCAGCAGCAGCAGCAGCUCUGGCCAGUGUCAUUGCUCCUCCAGUGACUCUGUGGUGGACUGCACUGAGGUCAGCAACCAGGGCGUGUAUGGGAGUUGCUCCACCUUCCGCAGCUCCCUUAGCAGCGACUAUGAUCCCUUCAUCUACCGCAGCCGGAGCCCCUGCCGUGCUAGUGACGUGGGGGGCUCAGGCAGCUCAAACCGGGGACCUAUCAUGCAUCUAGAGGGCUCCCCACCGCCUGAGGAGUUCCUGACAACCCACAGUCAAGGUGCUGGGCGGGGAGAACCUUGGCCUGGCCCUGCCUCUCCCUCUGGGGACCAGCUGUCCACCUGCAGCCUGGAAAUGAACUAUAGCAGCAACUCCUCCCUGGAGCACAGGGGGCCCAAUAGCUCUACCUCAGAAGUGGGGCUGGAGGCUUCUCCUGGGACCAUCCCAGACCUCAGGAGGACCUGGAAGGGGGCCCGUGAGGGGCCAUCAUGUGCCUGCUGCUGUGAGCCCCAGCCAUCUGCACUGGAGCCUGGCAGAGGAGCAGCUGGGGGCAGCACCUUGUUCCUGGGCACCCCCCUCUGUGAAGGCUGUGGCCCUACAGGUGGGGAAUCACAGCCUGGAAGCUCCCAGGGCCUGUAUAGCCUUCACCCAGACCAUUUGCCCAGGACAGAUGGGGUGAAAUAUGAGGGCCUGCCCUGCUGCUUCUAUGAAGAGAAGCAGGUGGCCCACACUGGUGGAGGAGGCAGUGGCUGCUACACUGAGGACUGCUCGGUGAGCGUGCAGUACACACUCAGCCAGGAGCCCUCGCCCAGCUGCCACCCAGGCGCCCGGGACCUGAGCCAACGCAUCCCCAUCAUUCCGGAGGAUGUGGACUGUGACUUAGGCCUGCCUUCGGACUGCCAAGGGACCCACAACAUUGGCCACUGGGGUGGGACACUGGGCAUAAAUGCCCUUUGGCCCCACAGGGGCCUGGGAGCUUCCCAGGAAGAAGAGCAGGUUCUGUGUUGCCCUGCCAGGGCUAGCUUCCCCAGUGCCCUCCAGGACACUCAGGAGUCCAGUGCCAUGGCUGCUGAAGCUACAGGACAGAAAUCUAACCCAGCUGACGGUGGCCCGGGAGCCUGAGCUCAGAAGGAAAUCUUAUGUGGAAAUGGGAACUAUACGGUGACUCCAAACUCUGACUUCCUUCAGAAAACAAAAAAUUUUUUUUAGCUUUGACAAACACAAAAGUGGUAAUAAAGAGAGCCCUCCUUCUCAACCCAAAAUGUGAGCCACUUGUGGCAAAACCAACCCUAUCCCAUUAACAACCAACAGACAAAAUUCUCAGUCUUUUGAUAACAUGUUACUCUUCUGUAUUGUACGUUUGUGUGCUUGGGGUUUCGAGGUGUGUGGGAUUGAGUUCUCUGCUUUGUUUUUUAAAAAUGUUAUAUGUAAAUGUAAAAAGUUAUUUAAAUAUAUAUUUUAAAGAACCCUAACCGCCAACUUUUGCUGAAAAAAAAAUCACUGCUGCAUUAAUUGAACCACAUCAUGUGUAGAUACUGUUGUCUCCCAGAAGGGAGCUCAGGCCUUUGAAAAGCUCAGGGCUACACCUGCCUUAGAAAAUGAACCAGAAACUUGAAGUAAAGCUAGUUGAUAUGGGUAUAAACUCUGAGGAACAAUGCAAUGCUGCCUCUUUCUUUCUUGUAGCAAAUCCCAAUGAAACAAAAUUUCAGGCCUUGUCAGAAGUUAAGAGUCUCCAGUCCACACCUUUAGACAGCUGAAGAAAAACAUCUAAGAAUAGGGCAGAAGGUCCGCAGCACUGAGGAGCCUGAACAAGCCCUGGCUACAUAAACAGCAGAGUGACAGGCAUGAUUCUGUCCAGCGUCCUCAGUCUGUCCCCUCAGGUCACUGUCCUAAGUAAAAGGACGGAGUUCUCAACCCUGAUCUUGGACAUCUUCCACUGACUGCAGAAAUGGUUCCACAGGGUGUUUGGCAAACACCCAAGAGGAAUGUAGUUUUUGCAGCCUUUGUGUCUGAUGGGACUGGGGGAGAGUGCUCUUGUUAAUCCAGAGCAGAGACAUAGUGGGCAGAGCUGUGGGCACUUGUUUCUGUGGGUCCUUGGGCUGCUUUCCUGGGGUGAUAAGGCCGUGACCCCACUGUUUCUGCUCCAAGCUUCCUUUGAAUAUGGUAUGUUUCCCAUCCAUUUCCCUAAGGAAACACAGCUUCAGGGUUAUUCAGCUCUGCCUCCUAGCUGAAACGGCUCAUCUCACCUGCAAAUGUCUACUAUCCUUUCUACCUAAUGCACUAUUAUGUAUUGAUUCUCCAUGAGACAAAGAGAAAGAGACUAUCAGAUAGUUUAGACUCAAAGGGUAGGUUUUUAUAUAUUUUUCCAGUGUUUCCCCUCCCCCCAUUUUAGGUGAGAAAAUUUAAAAACAAACCAUUUUCUUUUUAAAAGAUACUUCAAUGUUUUGAAGGAGAAAGAAUCUAUUUAAAGCUAUUUCAGAUCAGGGAUUGUCAUCCUUUUUGUCCAAUAUAUUUCUUGUUCUUAUAAAAAAAUUUUAGAAGAAAUUAAUCACAUUAGCUCUUGCAUUCACUAACUCUUCAGGUCACUUUUAUUUAUUCAUUUAUUCCAGCAGAUAUUUGUUGCCAUCUGAAAUGCUCACGUGCAGAAUGGGAACUUUGCAACCUGGCCCCAGUAGGUGGGAAAUUCAAGACCACCCUGGGUUGCCAGGUGCCCGGGCAACUGUGAUGACAGCUUUCUAGUCGGAAUCAGAGGAAUCAGCCCAGGUUUUGAAUGAGAAUUUCACCAGAAUCCUUUUUUCUCAAAAACCCAGUCUAUGAUGAGGAAAUUCUUACUCCUAGCCAGCAUUUGACAGAAAUUCCUACGUCAAAUAAUUGAGCCACUUGCCAUUUUAGAACUCAUCAUGGUGAGCAUGUUCCUCUGAGGUGCUGUCCCUGUGGGCUGCUCCCCCCAGGCCUGUGCCCAGCACACCUGUUGGCGAGGGUGUGAGAAGCGCCUAAGCUGUUGACAUGUGAUCUGGACCGCCUUUAUUUCUUGGGCCAGGAGUAGCAGCUGCUGAGGACGACAGCUUGUAUUACGUGAUUUAGGGAAGGGGGGGGGAAUAGGGCGUGGCUUUUAACAUGAACUGCAAAAAGGAGCUUCUCAUUGUUGAGAUUUUUUUUUGUUUGUGGAGUUUUUUUGUUUUGUUUUUUGUUUUUUAAUGCCUUUGAGUGCAUAUUAUCUUCCUUGUCUGAAACCAUACCCCUAAAGUGGCUUUCUUCAGUCCUGGCAGGAAAACCACUCUUAACUAGCCUUAAGCAAUAGAGAAUGUGGCUUCAACUUGGCUUAUAAAAAUAAAUGUGCCCAAUUUUCAUCUGAAAGAGCAAUAACUGAGCAUAACAACAAAAGCACACUUAAUUUUUGUAGUUUGUAAGAUGGUAGGAACAAAAAUGAAAUUUUUUGAUUAACAGCCGUUAUUUUAAGUUUGUAUUUGCUCAUCAGAUUGGGGGAAGGAGGGAAACCAAAAUAUAGUAAUCAGUUCUAUUCUCACCAUUGAAUCAAGAGAAAUGCUUUUGAAGAUGUGACUCCAGUAAUGAUUAGUACCUUUUUUGUGGCCUCUCGGUGUGGGGAUUCUAUAGCUGUAGAAGCCAGGAGUAUCGCAUUUUCCAUUGAGAACCACCCUCCAAAUCAAGAGUAUAACUGUUAGGCGUGGUCUCGUGGCCUAACCCAGGGUGUUGGAUAUCCAUGUGAUCUGAAGAGUGCUAGAACCAGUUGAAGAAUGGGGAGUUGGAGUGCUGAUCAACAAGGUACCUCUUUGUAGACAUAGCCCCAGUGAGCUGGCUUUAACUCUGUCUCUUCCCCCUCUCCUCUGAAGCCCAGCCAUUUUAUAAAGCCCCAUCUGCUGUCCCUCUAUUCAGACCCUCCCUUACGUGCUGCUAGUUUCUACUCAAAAGUUCACACAGGACUAAUGCUUUUAAAAUGAGGUUGAAAAAAAUAAUUACUAAUCAAGAGUAUUAUUUUCUAAACAGAACUGCCUUUUUCUAUUCAUUAUAUAUAAACUAUUGUGUUGGUCUAACAAGGCACUAUUUUAAAAUGUUUUCUAAGAUUUUCUCCCAUAGCACUUAAAAGAUAUUUUGUAUAGACUUUGCUGUAAAGAUUUUGUAAUAAAAUAAUCUAAGGGCUCCUUCACCAACAUUACCAUUUUUAAAAAAUGUUUUAAAGGCUAGAAAACAACUUAUGUAUAUUCUGUAUAUGUAUAGCAGCACAUUUCAUUUAUGGAAAUAUGUUCUCAGAAUAUUUAUUUACUAAUAUAUUUAUCUUAAGCCAUGUCUUAUGUUGAGAGUGUGACAUUGUUGGAGUAAUCAUUGAAAAUGACUAACAUGAGGCCCUGUAAAUACAUGAUAAUUGCACACAGAUUUUACGUAUUUGCUGACCAAAAAUGAUUUUAAAACGAGUUGUAGUCUUCUAUGGUUUUGUAACAAACUGUACAAAUGACUGUAAAAAAAAUACAAUUUUAUCAAGUAUGUGUUAUAUGUUGUCAUUACUCUUUUUGGUAAAGGUCUAAAAGAUUGCGCAAAGCAGAGGUCUGCGUAAAGGCAGUGCCUUUAACUUCAGCCCGCUCACGGGCGCAUCCCUCUGUUUUCCUCACCUGUUAACAUAGAGUUCAGGUUAUUGGGGAUUUAGUUGUGCCAUGGGAUAGCAUUAAGUAGUGUGAGGGAGGAUGUCCCUGAGGCAGAGGUAGUUUUUCUACUCAGUCCUAGGUAGAGGGAAGGAGGGAAAUGGUCAUUCAGGAAUCUAGUUUGCCUUUUAAAAUCAGAGCAUGUACAUAGGCUGGAUAUAAACUAUUGACUUCAUCUGCCAGCCUUUUCCUACCUGGAAAAUGGAGAGGCCCUCAAACCCAUGUAAGGAAAAGGGGCUUGUAAGGAAAAAGGUCCAAGCAUCUAGUCCUGGAAAUGACCUAAUCGUGGGGUGAAAGGGGCCCACAGUCUCUCUGGCCAUCGGUUUUAUGUCCGUAGGAAGGUAGUUACUAAUUUGCAAAGCACUCAGAUUACACGGAAGGUGAAAAGUGAUGUUUAUUUCUCAGACAUCCAGCAGAGAAUAACGUAGUGCUGUGAGUUCCUAUUCUAUUUCUCGCUCUGUAACUUGGGCCCUUUUUUGAGCACGGGCUCCUCGUGGACCUCCAGCCGCUUCUUACCUGACAACAGGUGCUUUUGAAGAUCAGGAGGAGCAGCCUGCCUGCAUAGAGCCUCCCAGAGCUUUUGUUUAAUAGUCUUGCCCAGCUCCAAACUGUACCUCUUGGGGGUUCCUGAAGGAUUCCACAGCAUCGGCUCAACCACAGCGUGGUACAGAGCCUGGUAACCGGCUGUGGGGAGGCCGUGAAUGGUUAGCGUAUCCGACAACUGUAUCUUUCUGGUUUCAGGAAGCAACACUAGGCCCUUCCAGGCUGCUGUCCCAGUGUCCCGGGGUGGCACUUGGGUAGCUGCCACAGGUUCAGCAUAUCUGUUCUUAAGAUCUUGGCGGACUGUUACUUUUUUCUCCUUUGAACUUUCUUUACUCUAGCCAGGAAGAAAGCAGAAAAGUCAAAGCUAAGACUUGAGAAGGGAGCUCAUAAUGAUUAUCUGGGAUUUGUGUUCCAGAGUCUUGGUUACAGCAACAACUAACAUUUGUCUAGCAUGUUCUAGCUGACUGAACUCCUUCAUGUAUACCACUGUGAGUUCCCCGUACUCCUCUAAAGUCAACUGGAGACUGCUUUAAGGGCUAGGAAAUUGAAGUUGGUUUGCCCAAGGCCACUUGACUAGAAGAUUAAUAACCACAAUGAUCAUCUACUGAAACCCCAUAGGAUCCUAAGC
Talpa occidentalis (Iberian mole) is the source of this 8911-nucleotide messenger RNA. RefSeq names its product zinc and ring finger 3 (gene ZNRF3). The transcript is spliced from 9 exons. The coding region runs from base 1748 to 4207 and encodes 819 amino acids. Gene Ontology annotation, molecular function: ubiquitin protein ligase activity; frizzled binding. The record is from RefSeq and is a predicted model, not a curated record. Gene Ontology annotation, biological process: ubiquitin-dependent protein catabolic process; negative regulation of canonical Wnt signaling pathway; Wnt receptor catabolic process. Lineage: Eukaryota; Metazoa; Chordata; Mammalia; Eulipotyphla; Talpidae.